This is a messenger RNA of Amblyraja radiata (thorny skate), 2948 nucleotides long. RefSeq lists its product as uncharacterized. NCBI's taxonomy places the organism in Eukaryota, Metazoa, Chordata, Chondrichthyes, Rajiformes, Rajidae. Gene Ontology annotation, biological process: regulation of membrane depolarization; sodium ion transmembrane transport; potassium ion transmembrane transport. Gene Ontology annotation, cellular component: dendrite; HCN channel complex; axon. Bases 1 to 2844 code for a protein of 947 amino acids. The transcript is spliced from 14 exons. Gene Ontology annotation, molecular function: voltage-gated potassium channel activity. The record is from RefSeq and is a predicted model, not a curated record.
AUGGUGGCGGCCUUGAAGCAGGUGGGGACGGUAGCCUGGCUCAGGAAGAUGUUGAAAAUAUCUGAGGACAUCCGCCAGCUGACCAGAAGUCUGUUAAAGAACGAGCGCGAGCCGGGCCCUGGAACGUUGCCCGGAUUCAAACGGCGGGCGGUUGGGCUCGCGCCAGCGGACGGCCCGCGCAGCCCGGGGCCGGACUGGGGGAGGGGGCGGGAGGCGGUGCAUCAUGGCGGCGCGCCUGCAUGCCCGAAGGACAGAGCGGGCGAGCGGGAGGAGUGGGGGAAGCUCGACGUCGCGGCCCGGGGGAGAGUAGAUGAGGGUGAAAGGGAAGGUGGUCGGGGGAUUGAGGUCCGGUUGAGGAAGAUGGCCGAGGAUGCGAAGGAGGAGCAGAGAAGGAAUGGUGGAGAGUCCGAGGGGUUGGUCACCUCAACGGAAGACGAUGGACAGGUGGCCCAGGGGGCGAGUAAGGGGCAGGCUGAAGACGGUGGGGGGCCCAACCCGCUGGUCUCUUCAAUUGAAGAGGGUGGACAGGUGGCCCAAGGUGUGAGGGAGGAGAAUAGAGAGAGUGACCAAACAACUGAGGGAUUGGACUCUUCAAUGGGUGUGGAGGAGCAGGCAGGCCAUAGUUCAGGGUCCCAGUGGCAGAUACGCGUGGAUCAUUGGUGGACCGAGGAGUUGGACACUUCAAUUGACGAUGAACAACGGACUGAGAGUGUGCAGGAGGAGCAGACAGAUAAUGACCAGAGACCUAAGAAGUUGUUAUUUGCAGUAGAAGACACUAAGGCUGUUAGGGAUGAAUGGAGACCGUUGAUUAACCUGCCACUUGAGGUCUUGGAAGAAUUUGAGUACGAUAGUGAAGACCACACCCAGCAAGUGAAGGACAGCGAAGAAUUUGUCACCACAGCAGAGGAGCAAGAGGCUGCAAAAGACUGGAAAACAGAAGGCGAUGAUGAAGUCCAAAUAGAAAACAGUUUGGACUUCAGAAUAGAAAUGGUUGAAAGAACUAGCAUUACCCUGUCAAAGUAUAAAUCAGAAUCAGUCUCUGUUGACGUAAAUGUCGAAGAGACUAAAACUCGCAAACUGAUCAGGUAUCUCUGUAAUCAAGUGCAGCAACUACGAGAGCCUCAAAUAAAUAAACUGACAUUGUAUAUUUUUGGCAGUGAAGAUGCGGUAUUGAAAGAAUGUGAACGUGCUAGAAACAUGGAUACCUUCAUCUUUCACCCUUAUAACACCAUCAGGAGCUACUAUGUCUUGUUUAAGUUGGUGCUUACAAUCCUCAAUCUUAUUUUUACACCACUUGGGAUCACUUUUUUUGACAAAGAUCAAGGCAUAAAAACAAUUGGAUGGCGAUUCUUCAGUUUUGGGUCUGACAUGUUUUUUCUUGUUGACAUCCUUAUAAAUUUUAGAACGGGCAUCUAUACUGACGACCGUGAGGUGGUUAUUUUGAAUCCAAAAGCUAUUGCUAAAAACUACAUCAAAUCUUGGCUUCUGCCUGAUUUUUUAGCAGCUUUUCCUCUCGAUUUCUUAUUAUAUCUUAUUAAGUGGGAACACUGUAACUUCCACGUGUCCCGGGAGCAGUGCGCCAAUAACGCGUAUAUGGGAACGACCGACUUGUUCCUUCACCGUCCCCAGUCACCGCCCUUCGUGAUGAUUUGGACCUACUUCAAUUCGUCCACCGUCUACCGCCCACAACAGAUUGAUAACGGAUGCGAUCUUGCUGGCUCUCCACUCUGCGCUAGAUCACCUGGACAACAGGAACAUGUAUGUAGUUCAGCGUUCAACAACGUUAUUGCUUCCAAACUCCUCGUCAAAUUCAGUGAGCUGGUGCCACGUGGCAUGCUUCCAGUCGUGGGAGUGGAGAGAGCAGGUGCCAGCAUGAAGGCGGCAACAAAUGUAAAUCUGGAACCAAUGGAGUUGCUUCUGCGUACUUUGUCUGUUUGCUUUAUAAUGCUAAUUGUCUGCCAUUGGAAUGGGUGCCUUCAGUUCUUUAUUCCUAUGAUGCAAAGAUUUCCUGAGAACAGUUGGGUGGUAAAAGCAAAUCUCACGGAAGCAUGGUGGGCUGAUCAGUACUCAGCAGGAGUACUUCGUGCCAUCUCUCAUACUCUAGCCAACAGCUAUGGGCCAGGAGGUUUACCCACAGACUUAUCAGAGGUUGCAUAUACAGUGAUCAGUAUGAUUUCUGGAGCCCUGAUGCAUACAUUAAUAGUGGGAAAUGUGGCGGCUAUGGUGUUAAAUGCAGAUGCUCCAGGGCGCAUGUACAGAGAAAAGUUAUGUCAAGUAGAAGAGUACAUGGAAAAUAGGAGACUCCCUCGGAAGUUAAGGCUGAAGAUUGCAAACUAUUACAAAGAACGCUUUCAUGGCAAAUGGUUUAAUCAAGAAGAAAUUAUUGCUGAAUUGUCAGAGUUCUUGAAAGAGGAUGUUUUGUCUUUUCUAUGCAGAAAUCUGGUCAAUAAUGUACCACUGUUCCAAAAUGCAGAUCCGAAUUUUUUAAAAGCAGUAAUCACAAAUUUGCAAUAUGAAGUCUUUCAGAAAAAUGACAUAAUAAUAAGAGAAGGUGCUACAGCGGAAAGGAUGUUCUUCAUUGAAUCUGGUAUUGCUUCAGUGGAGACAGCAUAUUAUCAAAAGCUGCUUUCUGAUGGUGCUUAUUUUGGAGAGAUCUGCCUUCUCACUAAAGGUUACCGUAAAGCAUCUGUUCGGGCAGUCACUCUUUGCAAAAUGUACUCAUUGUCAGCAGGCAAAUUUAAUGACUUGCUGAAGCAAUUUCCUGGUGCUAGAGCGAAAAUAAUAAAAAUGGCGGCCCAAAGGCAAAGAACCCUAAAAAGAGCCGUAGAACAGUGGAAACCAUAGGUCUUCAGCAACCUGAUGAAACAAGAACAAUUUGUAAAAACCUGUAUAUUUUGUAUUUGUAUAUUAUUUGACAGUUAAUUUAAUAUAAUAAUCUUAAAUGUAUU